This is a messenger RNA of Psammomys obesus (fat sand rat), 3269 nucleotides long. RefSeq names its product prolyl 3-hydroxylase 2 (gene P3h2). The record is from RefSeq and is a predicted model, not a curated record. The transcript has 15 exons. Lineage: Eukaryota; Metazoa; Chordata; Mammalia; Rodentia; Muridae. Gene Ontology annotation, biological process: collagen metabolic process. Gene Ontology annotation, molecular function: procollagen-proline 3-dioxygenase activity; L-ascorbic acid binding; protein binding. Gene Ontology annotation, cellular component: endoplasmic reticulum. Bases 130 to 2220 code for a protein of 696 amino acids.
ACCUGGGGCUGUCGGGCAGCGGGAUUGCGGCGGGGCCGGCGUGCUCUCCGGGAGCCGGAGCGGGGCUCGGACUCGAGGCGCGGCAGGACAGGCUCGGGGCUCGGCGGUCCCCCAAGAGUCCGGCGGAGGAUGCGGGAGAGCACGUGGGUGUCGCUGCUAUUGCUGCUGCUGCUGCCGGCCCCGCAGUGGGGCGACCCCGGGGAGCCCGAGCGCGGCCCGCUGCAGCCCUUCGACCUGCUCUACGCCAGCGGCGUGGCCGCCUACUACGGCGGGGACUACGAGCGUGCGGUGCGCGACCUGGAAGGCGCGCUGCGCAGCCACCGGCGCCUGCGAGACGUCCGCACCCGCUGCGCCCGCCACUGCGCCGCUCGCCGCCCGCUCGCGCCCCCCGGCGCCGGCCCGGGAGCCGAGCUGCCCUUCUUCCGAGCGCUGCUCGAGCGGGCGCGCUGCUCCCGCAGCUGCCAGCGCCAGCGCCUGGGCGGCCCAGCGUCCCGCCACCGCGUCAGCGAGGACGUGCGCAGCGACUUCCAGCGCAGGGUGCCCUACAACUACCUGCAGCGGGCCUACCUCAAGCUUAACCAGCUGGAAAAGGCCAUGGAAGCAGCUCACACGUUCUUCAUGGCAAACCCUGAACACAUGGAAAUGCAGCAGAACCUAGAGGACUACAGAGUGACGGCAGGGAUGGAAGCCUCCCAGCUGGUAGACAGAGAAGCCAAGCCACACCUGGAGAGCUAUAAUGCAGCAGUUAAACAUUAUGAGGCUGAUGACUUUGAAGCAGCAAUCAAGUACUUUGAACAAGCCUUAAGAGAAUAUUUCAAUGAAGAUAUGGAGUGCCGUGCUCUAUGUGAAGGGCCUCAGAGAUUUGAGGAGUAUGAAUAUUUAGGGUACAGAGGUGGCCUUUAUGAGGCAAUUGCAGAUCACUACAUGCAGGUCCUGGUCUGUCAGCAUGAGUGUGUACGGGAACUCGCCACCCGCCCAGGCCGCCUAUCACCAAUCGAGAAUUUUCUUCCCUUGCAUUACGACUACCUCCAGUUUGCCUACUACAGAGUUGGUGAAUAUGUGAAAGCCUUGGAGUGUGCCAAAGCCUACUUGAUGUUCCAUCCAGAUGACGAGGAUGUCCUGGAUAACAUAGACUACUAUGAGAGCAUGCUGGAUGACAGCAUUGACCCAGCAUCCAUUGAGGCACGAGAGGAUUUAACAGCAUUUAUCAAUCGUCAUAAACUUGAAUCUGAACUUAUCAAGUCAGCUGCAGAGGGCGUGGGAUUUUUAUAUUCUGAACCGAAUUACUGGGUCAGUUACGGAGGACGGCAGGAUGAGAACCGGGUCCCUUCAGGAGUGAACAUAGAGGGAGCAGAAGUUCAUGGAUUGUCAAUGAAGAAGAAGUCACCACCCAAGAUAGGCCGAGAACUAAGAGAAGGUGGCCCUCUGCUCUACGAGAACAUCACCUUCGUCUACAACUCCGAACAGCUGAACGGGACUCAGCGAGUUCUCCUGGAUAAUGUCCUGUCCGAAGAGCAGUGCCGGGAACUGCACAGCGUGGCCAGCGGAAUUAUGCUGGUUGGUGAUGGAUACCGAGGGAAAACAUCACCACACACACCCAAUGAAAAGUUUGAAGGAGCAACUGUGCUGAAGGCACUCAAAUUUGGUUACGAAGGCCGGGUGCCGCUGAAGAGUGCACGGCUGUUCUAUGACAUCAGUGAGAAGGCCCGGAAGAUCGUGGAAUCCUAUUUCCUGCUGAACUCAACCCUGUAUUUUUCCUAUACCCACAUGGUGUGCAGAACAGCCUUGUCUGGGCAGCAGGACAGAAGAAAUGACCUCAGCCAUCCCAUUCAUGCCGACAACUGCCUGCUGGAUCCAGAAGCUAACGAGUGCUGGAAGGAGCCUCCGGCUUACACUUUCCGUGAUUACAGUGCUCUCCUGUACAUGAAUGACGACUUUGAAGGAGGAGAAUUCAUCUUUACUGAGAUGGAUGCUAAAACCGUGACUGCCUCUAUAAAACCAAAGUGUGGGCGUAUGAUCAGCUUCUCAUCUGGCGGCGAGAACCCUCAUGGGGUGAAGGCGGUCACCAAAGGCCAGCGCUGUGCCGUGGCUCUGUGGUUCACCCUAGACCCUCUUUACAGGGAACUGGAACGGAUACAGGCUGAUGAAGUGAUCGCCAUCUUGGACCAGGAACAGCACAGGAAGCAUGGACUGAAUAUUAACCCCAAAGAUGAGCUAUAGAAAAAGAGAGUGUUCUAUUGACUAUUUAUUUAAAUUGAUAAUCUUAGAAGAACCUUUUUAUUUUUGUACAGAGCCAUGGUAUAAAUUAACAGGAUACUAUGAGUUGCUAGAUUCCUCCUCUGUUCCGAACUUUUGCUCACUUUGCCUUUUCUCUGUCUUCUCUGGUUUUCUUCAGUUCAUAAUUCAGAGCCUAGUCGCACCCGCAAGCACACAUCACACACUGAGUCACAUCCCACACACACUACCCGCCACACAGAUAAACAUACAAAACGAAUAUACCACAGAAACACACACUUGCCAUUCAUACACCACAGUAACUCCCAAACAUGCCACACAGACAUAAACACACUCAAACAGCACCCAGAUACACAAACACUACACCACACACACACACACACACCACACAUACGCUCACACAAACACCAUUAAUUUGCUGCAUAUUCAAAAGCUCAGCAUGAUAGGCUGGUACUCAGCACCUCACAUCUAGAGUCAGUGUGUGAACUGGCCUUAGGCCUCUGUGGCUUGCUGCUUUUCUGUGGCCUCUCUUGGUGCUGAUGGCUGAGGGAGAGUUCAGACUCUUAACAGCAGGCUUGGCUUGUGUCUGAGGAGCCCCUGACACAGUCUGCAGGGCUGUGAGAAUCACAGACUUAAUGAAGCCACCACUGGGAUAAGGACUGCUACAGCACCCCCUUGCGUGGAGCGUCAGGACUGCUAUUUUCAACAGGACUUCUGAUUCCCCUCUGCGGUGCUCCCUGAGGAUCAGCCUUCGAGUUGUCCUUAAAACAGUCACGCAGAGGCUCCAGCAGCACAAGUUCACCCCAGUGAAGAUGGAAGAACAUCUUUAAUCCCCCUGCCUCAGGAGCUAUUGCCCGGCUGCUGGAGAGGGGCUGCUGCUGGUGAAGAUUCGGAAAUCUCUUCUCACAGGCUGCUCUUUGUCAGCCUCUGUUGGAGAGCCUCUUCUCAGUGAUUCUGUCAGCUCGCUGAGGCAUGCUGUGUCCGAGUUGCUUAAUAAAGGGAGCCUUGUUACAGCAUUUGUCUUCUCACCCUUG